This is a messenger RNA of Brenthis ino (lesser marbled fritillary), 342 nucleotides long. The record is from the annotation of a GenBank genome assembly. Lineage: Eukaryota; Metazoa; Arthropoda; Insecta; Lepidoptera; Nymphalidae.
AUGAUCAUGAAUAACCAGCCUAACUGUAAGAUUAUUUUUAGUUCAACGUAUAAAGGCACAGGGGUCCCAGCCGAUGCUCCUCCAACACUUGGCUUGCCGUUUCCGUUCCCCUGCUUUCCUGGACAAUUCCGCUACUGCCUCAGUAAACGUGGAAAGCCAGCAAUUGAAGUUGGAGCUCAUAGAUUCUGCUUCAACGGUCGUGCGGCGAGCGGGAAGGUUUGGUGGCGGUGCUCGAGGAACCCACGUUGUCGGGCCGCUGUUCACACGUUCGGGUUGCGCGUGGUCCAAAUGAAUAGCGCGCAUACUUGCGGCGUUCGUGCAACACCUCUCAGACCCAUGUUU